CACCGUCACCGCUUCUGCUACUACUACCGGAGCUAGCACCGACACUACUGCCGCCGCCGCCGCCGCCGCUGCCGCCGCCCCGGAUGCCCCCCACCACCGCCAUGGGAACUCCGCAUCAGUCGCUCCAACCACCGUUUUGUCCGUGGGCCAUGUCGUGAUCCGUGGGCUCCGCCAGCGGGUUUUCUAUCCGUGAUCCCGACCGAGGCGAGAAGGAGUAGGAGGAGGAGGAAGAGGAGGAGGAGGAGGAGGAAGGAGGGAAGGUGGUUGUGGUGGGAGAAGAUGUUCGCCUCGGUGGGCCCUCGGGGCGGCCCGCGCCCACCCGUCGCCCCGGCCAUCCCGGAGCCGGACCUGAGCCAUCUGACGGAGGAUGAGAGGAAGAUCAUCAUGGCUGUGCUGGCUCGGCAGCGGGAGGAAGAGGCUAAGGAGGAGGCCAUGUUAAAAGAAGAGAAGCCUAUCCAAGCAAGAACAGUGAACCUGGUUGGGCAGAAGAAACCUCCGCAGCAAAACGAUGUCCGAGGUAUCCAGCAGCAGUUGUCCAGCUACAGGGAGACUGUGAUCCGGCAGGCUACUGUGGCGGCGGGCUCGGCCGUUCACCGGGACGACGCACCAACCUGCGGCAUCUGCCACAAGACCAAGUUCGCAGAUGGCUGUGGGAACCUGUGUUCGUACUGCCAGACCAAGUUCUGUGCCCGCUGUGGAGGGAGAGUCUCCCUGAGAUCCAACACGGAGGACAAAGUGGUGAUCUGGGUGUGUAAUAACUGCCGGAAGCAGCAGGAGAUCCUGACCAAACCGGGCGAGUGGUUCACUGGUCCUGCUGGGAAACCCACUGGCCUCGGUUCAGCCGUCAGCGAGCCAUCUGUGUGCCAAACGCCCGGUGACAAGAAGCUUCGCUCACGCUCUCAAGCACCCCCAGAUUCCACCACUGCAAUCCAAGACCCGAACCGACUCGGCGCUCCUGGGACCACGCCCGGCGCUGAUGCUCGGUCGCGUAGCGAGCCACCAAGAGACACGAGAAAUGGAAGGGGAGGCGGAGGAGCUGGUCGGGGAGAGCGCAGGCCAGGUCAGCCCAGACUACAGACCCAGGUCUCCAUGGACCGGGACCUCCGGGGGGAGUCCAGGGAGCGCAGGGAAAGCCGGCGUCUGACAAAGGGACGCUCACUGGAGCAUGAUCCUGUGGGAGGAGGUGGUGGAGGUAGACGGACAGAAGACGGGGGCUACCACCACAUGGACCACAGUGGUGUGCUCCCUCGCGAAGCAGGGCCGGUCCCUCCUGGAGGCCGGGGCCACCCUGUGCCCAUGCAGGGUCGUGGCAUAGGCAUAGCAGGGGAGGUUGGAGAUGGCAUGCGGCCUGGUCAGAGGACGGUGGGUGGGGUUGGUGGGCCACAUGAACAGGCCCUUGCUCAGCAAGCCCCUCCCCCUGAACUCAGAGAACCUCCUGGUUCGGGUCCUGGCUCAGCACCCAGCCAAGGACCUGUAGUGAGACGGACCAAACGGGAGAAGGCUGAGAGCAUGCUACGUAAUGAUUCCCUAAGCUCUGACCAGUCAGAAUCUCUACGUCCACCACCACCAAGGCCCUACAAAUCGAAACGAGGGCUGGGGGCCGGAGGCAAGAGGCAGACCAGUGUCAGCAGUUCGGAGGAAGAGGGGGGGACCACGCCUGAGUACAGCAGCUGUGAGGAUGCUGAGAUUGAAAGUGUCAGCGAGAGAGGCGACUGGGAAUGCUACCCACAUGACCCCACUGUAUGGCAUCAUCCUGUAACCUGGCAGCCGUCCAAGGAGGGAGACCACCUAAUUGGGCGAAUCACUCUCAGUAAGAGGAGCGCCACCAUGCCUAAAGAAGCCGGUGCUCUGCUGGGGUUAAAGGUGGUGGGAGGCAGAAUAACAGAGUCAGGGAGAUUAGGUGCCUUCAUCACUAAAGUCAAAAAGGGAAGCCUGGCUGAUGUGGUGGGACAUCUCAGAGCAGGAGACGAAGUUUUGCAGUGGAACGGGAAGCUGUUACCAGGCGCAACCAUGAAGGAGGUUUACAACAUCAUCCUGGAAUCUCAAGCUGAGCCUCAAGUGGAGCUGGUGGUAUCCAGGCCUAUUGGUGAUAUCCCAAGAAUCCCCGACACGUCCCACCCUCCAUUAGAAUCUACAGGUUCCAGUUCUUUUGAGUCCCAGAAGAUGGAGAGACCGUCCUUAAAUGUCCUGUCUCCCUCCAGUCCCGGGAUGCUCCAAGAUGCUCCUCAGUUAAUGCCAGGGCGACUCUCUGUGAAGCUGUGGUAUGACAAAGUGGGCCAUCAGCUAAUAGUCAACGUGUUACAAGCUGCAGAGCUUCCUGUUCGGCCUGACGGGCGGCCCAGAAGCCCCUACGUCAAAAUGUACUUCCUUCCUGACCGCAGUGACAAGAGCAAACGAAGGACAAAAACAGUGAAGAAGACCUGUGAGCCCAAGUGGAACCAGACGUUUGUCUACACUCAUGUCCAUCGCAGGGAUUUCCGCAACCACAUGCUGGAGCUGACUAUAUGGGACCAACCCAGGUCACCAGAGGAGGACAGCACCUUUAUGGGAGAGAUCCUGAUAGAGCUGGAGACGUCCUUAUUGGACGACAAGCCUCACUGGUAUCCACUCCAAACCCAUGACGUCUCAUCCAUACCUCUGCCCCGACCCUCUCCGUACCUUCCUCGACGACACACACACACGGACACCCCUGGAAAGAAACUGCAACGUUCUCAGCGUCUAACAGAGCCUGAGUUUGAUGAGGGUACAGCUGUAGUGUCUAAAGCAGCGGAUGGGCGUGGCAGGGAAAGGCAGCGGGAGCCCACAUCUACCCUGGAGGUUCCUGAGCAGCAGAGGACGCCCACCCAUCACAUACGUUCCCGUUCAGUCUCCCCACAUCGCGAGGAGCAGGGUCGAAUCCGGUCACGCCCACCCAACAUUCCUGCCCAGAGGAGUCUGGAUGAUGAGCUUCCUCACUCUCGUCGUUCUCGUUCCCCAACCCGCUACUACGACGCUGCCAGAAAUCGCCACCAGGAGGAAGAGUACCUGGAUGACAGUGAGGUCAUCAUGAUCCACCAGUCAAUGCGAGGCAAAAGUGCUGAGUGCCUCCACACCAGGAGAUCUGCUAGGCUUAAUAACACACUGCCACCUAAGAUGCCUCUUUUGUUCUACGGUAUCCACAAAAACACAAACAGUGAUCUGCAGCCCUCUCUGGACAGGGUUAGGAGCGCUAGUGCCAACUGUCUGACUCCAGACAAUCAUGUCCCCUCACCAGAGACUGAAAGAAAAUCUUUGUCUCAUUCCCUGCCCCGGAGACGUCCAGCAAGUCCCAGGAUUCUUAUCCAACAUGCUUCCCCUGAAGAUGACAGGCAGCCUCGGACUCUGGAAACACCUGAGUAUCAGACUCUUGGCAGGAAGCUCUCUGACAGUGGCAGGGGCCACCUCCAAGGUGGUUCGUCUCUUUCCUCCUCAGUGACCUCCUCCUCGGCCCGCAGAGUAAGGCAGCUCCCACAGCUUCCCCCCAAGAGCAGCACUGUGGAACAAGCCCUGGUAGCAGAGGAGCGAGUUCGUCAGCUCCAGAUGAGGGUUCAUUCCAACCGAGUGUCAGCCACCACCGCCUCCAGCCAGCAGGACCUGGAGAGAUCCCUCAAGAACAAACGGGAGCUCUACAAGGACCAGAGGAGGAGCAGUGAGAACGUUUCCCAUAAGUCCUCAGACAGUGAUGUCAGCGACGUGUCAGCCAUCUCUCGAACCAGCAGUGCCUCUCGCAUCAGUAGCACCAGCUACAUGUCCAUCCAAUCAGAGAGACCCCGGGGACGCUUCAGCAGGGCCAUGCGUGCAACGGGCCGCCACAUGAUGAAGAGCACCAGCGUGAGUGGUGAGAUCUACGGCAUGGAGCACGCUGACGGCAGCCAGUCGGACACGGCACUCGGUAGCCUCGGAAGCGGGAUCAAGAAACGACGCUCUAGCCUCAGCCAACGCGUUGUCGCCAUCCUGCCAUCGAGACGCAGCCGUAGCACCUCGCAACUCAGCCAGACAGAGGCAGCGGGUAAGGCGGCGGACAGACAGAAAGAGGCGUCAGCAGGUAAGAAGGUGGGUAAGGCCGGCAGCAGCAUCCAGAGGAGCGUGGAGACGGGCAUGGCUGUGGAGUACCCACGGGGAGGAUCAGCCAUGAACCGGCAGGCCAGCAGAGAGUCGACUGAUGGCAGCAUGAACAGCUACAGCUCUGAGGGGAAUCUGAUCUUCUCAGGUAUGCGGCUGGGUGCCGACAGUCAGUUCAGUGACUUCCUGGAUGGUUUAGGCCCCGGUCAACUGGUUGGCCGGCAAACACUGGCAACACCUGCCAUGGGUGAUGUUCAGAUUGGUUUGAUGGAUAAGAAAGGCCAGCUGGAGGUUGAGGUGAUCAGGGCACGAGGCCUUACCCCCAAACCUGGCUCCAAAUCCCUCCCAGCUCCCUAUGUCAAGGUGUACCUGCUGGAUAAUGGAACUUGUAAAGCCAAAAAGAAAACCAAGAUUGCACGAAAGACCCUGGAGCCGCUUUACCAGCAGCACCUGCUAUUUGACGAGAGUCCCCAGGGCAAGGUGCUUCAGGUAAUAGUAUGGGGCGACUAUGGACGAUUGGACCACAAGUGUUUCAUGGGUGUAGCACAGAUCCUAUUGGAGGAGCUGGACCUCUCAAGCACGGUGAUUGGCUGGUACAAACUGUUUCCGCCGUCCUCAUUGGUGGACCCUACAUUAGCUCCGCUCACGCGGCUGGCGUCACAGACGUCAUUGGACAGCUCAGGACCGCCACCAGGCGUUCGGUCCUAGUGACCGAAUGUCGAACCGCGAACCCCCCACCCCUCACCCCAAGUAUCCCUUAAAUGACAAAAUAAUGGACCACAGCUACUGGACCAGAUCUAAGCAGAGGGCAAGAAGACACCCAGAGGACAACAACGAGAAGCCCUCGGUCAACCGGUGAAGAGCCAGACGGAGUGACAGGGAAUGAGAGAGAGAAUGAGAGAGGGAGAGACAGAUAUAGCCAAUCAAAGUUUAGCUGGAGUCUGACAAUCACGUCUCACACCUUCCCUCUUCCUCUGCCGUAUGCCUUUUCUUUUCAAAGCUUUGUUUUCUCCUCUGAGCUGCAGCAGUGAACAUCCCUCUCCGACAUUCUUCACUUCUCUCUUCUGAUCUUCUUUCUUUCUUUUCCCCUUACUGUCUUGGGCAGCCCCCUUUCAGAGCACCAGAUCAAAGUGGAGUCCUCCACCUAAUAGCCCCCCCCCCCAGCCAAUCAGAGUAGAGCUUGGUGUAAACAGUGCGUCAGAGGUAGUAAGUAGCAAAACGAGGCAGCUUCAUGUCGCUGUCCCGUGACGUAGAGGUUGGCUGUUGUCUCUGCGGGUGUUCCCAUGGUAACAGAACCGUCGUAAAUGAGGGCAGCAGUCUGGCACAGUUCGGUAACAUGUUUUGGUGAAGGGAACCUGCACGUGCACAUUCUUAGCCUUGCUGUGAAAGCAAGCACAAGAGAGGCUAGAAUCCUUUAUGUGGAUAGAGGCAGACAGAAAGUUUUGCUCUUCAUCUGAAAACAGAAAUAGAUUAUAGAGGCCAAAUUGAAUAUUUGCUUUUUAUUUAUUUGUUUGGAACCAUUUUUUUCUGUCUUUGUUUUGUUCAGAAUGGUACCAUAAAGUGCAGACUCCCUCUGUGUGCGCGUAUGUUUGGUUUUCGAGCGAUCGAGGCCGACGAUG
This is a messenger RNA of Scatophagus argus, 5699 nucleotides long. Its product is annotated as regulating synaptic membrane exocytosis protein 1-like. NCBI's taxonomy places the organism in Eukaryota, Metazoa, Chordata, Actinopteri, Scatophagidae. The record is from RefSeq and is a predicted model, not a curated record. The transcript is spliced from 33 exons. Gene Ontology annotation, molecular function: small GTPase binding; transmembrane transporter binding. Gene Ontology annotation, cellular component: presynaptic membrane; cytoskeleton of presynaptic active zone. Gene Ontology annotation, biological process: regulation of membrane potential; regulation of synaptic plasticity; calcium ion-regulated exocytosis of neurotransmitter. The coding region runs from base 280 to 4788 and encodes 1502 amino acids.